This is a messenger RNA of Funneliformis mosseae, 2835 nucleotides long. Lineage: Eukaryota; Fungi; Glomeromycota; Glomeromycetes; Glomerales; Glomeraceae. The record is from the annotation of a GenBank genome assembly.
AUGUUGACGAAGCCACCGCUUCCGUCAUUUCGAAGGAUGGGAGUACCACGUGUAAUACCACGUAGACUUCACCUGCCAUUCUUUAUCCUCCGAGGUUCUAGCUUAGUACCCGCCAGCUAUGGCGUUUUUUCAUGUAUCUUAUCUGCGAGUUAUGUUAACAAACGUGAUGCAAGCAACAUUUUAGAGUUGAGAAGCACCGAGUUGGACUAUUGGUUGGGUGCCAUGUGGUGCCUUUUAGCCGGUCUUUGGAGUUAUUGGCUCGCAGAUGGUCUCAUGAAUCGAUGGCUCUUUUAUUAUGAAGUCGGCAGCACAAUAUUCCGUUUAAUUUCUUUACAGGCUAUUAAUUGGGUUAUUACAGCCUUCGUGAUAACACAUUAUGGUCCAGAUGAGCCAAUUUGGUCAUGGAUGUUUUGUAGCGUUGUUUUAGCCAUAUGCGAUGUGAUUCAGUGGCUUUUUACCUCAACCACGAAAUUUCAGAAGGAUGAAGAUCCAGGAAAAAUAAGACAAUUAAUUUGGAAGGAAAUAUAUCGUUAUAUAUUCAUACCUCUUGCAAUAUUUACAUUUAUUACAAUGAUUUGUCUUCUUGAAGAACAAUCAAGAUUCCGUUAUAAUCCUAUCGAGCAUACAAAAUCCUACAAAUUAAAUACUAAUCUGUCCCUAAGUGAAAUACGUCCAGAUUCAAAUGUCAAAGUAAUAAUGAUCGUACUAUCAUCGUGGACUGAAAGUGGAUACAGGAAAAGACAAACCUUUCGUGAUACAAGCGUAAAAUUAAUUCCUCAAAGUUCAAAAAACAUUUCAAUAACCUAUCGCUUCGUUCUAGGUGAUGCCCCAUCAGCAAAAUUGCAAUUGAGCAUGGCUCAUAAGCUCCUUGAUGAAUCAAAAAGACAUGGUGAUCUCGUCAUUGUACCCACAUCGGAUCAUGAUGAUGACCUAAGCCACAAGGUCUAUAAAGGAUUUGAGUGGUCCAAUCAAUAUUCCUUUGAUUACAUCGUGAAAACUGAUGAUGAUAUAUUUGUACGUAUGGAUAUCAUAGCUCGUGAAUUGGAAGAAUCAGGACCCGAUAAAAAAUAUUACUGGAGAGGCCUUGGAUAUUGGAACGAUGGUCAAAAUCUAGGUAUAUGGCUUUUUCCUUAUAAUAUUAGACCAAUUCAUGAUCGACGUAUUCAACAAGUUGAUGCUUGUGAGGAUGACUUGAUCGCUAAACAUUUUAGUGAUCAAUUUGAGGAAGAUCAAAGUAUGAAAGACAUGUAUGAGAACGUUAUUAAUCACAAAAGGAUGUGUGAAGGAUUUAGACAACGCUUUUGUGCGUCGUGCUAUCCCUGUUGGGGAAGAGAAGAUCAUUGGAAGGAUUCGAAUUUUGAUUGUGAUGAUACGAAAGGCAUCACUUUGCUUAAUCAAACGCAUUUAAUCCUCGAUAAUUCGGUAGCCGUAUUUGAUGAUCCCAUCAAUGUUACAAUUGGAAGUAUGGAAGAUGAGUGGAUUAUUCCGAAUCUCCUCUCACAACAUUCUUCAGUUUAUUCUCAAACAAAUCUGUGGUAUUUAUUACAUUGGGUAUGUUGGACGACGGACCAAAUGACUUUCCUAGAACGUCAUUACAAGACCAUAGAGCUCAUUUGGAUUCAUACGCCUAAAGCUAUAAUUUUCGUCCUCACGACAACUUUACCACGUGAUUUUUUUUCUGAAUACCAAAAGCAAGGUUAUCAAAUCCACGUGAUCAACCUCGACAAGGAAUCGUUAUUGGAACGACAAUGGUUCCUUGGUCAGAAUUCCAAAAACUGGCUACGUGAUUGGAGUAUGUGGGAAACUAAUAAAUUCUUCACCGAUCAUCUUACUGAUUAUAUGCGAUAUUUGUUGUUGUAUAAAUAUGGAGGCAUGUUUAUGGAUAUGGACGUUCUUUGGAUACGUGCCCCUUCCGACACAAACAUUGAAUUCGUUGGAUCGGAUGUUUCAAAUGUUCCUUCAGACAUUGAAUGGACGUUGGACGCGGACGGCACAUACGUUGCACCUGGAGUUAUGCGAUUCCGAAAAGGCAGGUCCAUGUUUAGAGAGAUAAUGGAACGAUCUUUUUCUCCAACUUAUUCACCGUCAUGUUUUAAUUGUGUUGGACAUCGAGCAAUAACAAUGUACGUUAAAGAACAUCGUAAAAUUCUUGAGAGACAUGGAUUCACCAUAUUGCCUAGUCGGAUCCUUUAUCCAAGAAAUGAUGAUCACGUUGGCGAACUUUUCAGACCGGAUCAUACUGCUCAAGAAGGGCUUUUGAGAAUCGAAAAUUUUUCAUGGAGCAUAAAAUUAUUUGGCAAAAUGACGAAUAAUCAAUUGAUCGAAAAUGAUAGUUUAAUUAGCUUAGUAAUGAAUAAAUUUUCUUUAGACAUUCCCCAUUCAUCAGCUCCAUUAAAAUCGGGUGGAGAACCGGAUUUAAAGAAUCGGGUAUCAUCAUAUCCAUUUCUCUUGGAAGGACCAAAGAAAUACCGGUUCGUAUCUCCAACUAUAUCGCAAGGAGUGGAUCAAUAUGCAGGAUCUAUAAAUGGACAAUUUCAAGGGCUAAAUAUUAUUUUCAUACGCGGUGGACCUGGUACAGUAGAUCAGGCAACGAUAAGAGUAAAGAGUUUGAAUGGAAAGUGCUCUUUUAAUUUACUAGGUGGGGAAUGGAGCGAAACAUCUGUGACAAUUCAUAAUACAACAAAAAAAGACGUUAACGAUAUACUGAAUGCUUUAGUAUAUCGUCCAAACGAAGUAGGUGGAAAGGAUAACAUUAGUUUAGAAAUUGUAUAUGGAGAAGAUAAAGCUGAAUUAACGAUUGAUAUUGAAAUUCUCGUUUCGCAAGAAUAUAGAUAG